Molecule: messenger RNA, 9788 nt
Organism: Marmota monax (woodchuck)
Lineage: Eukaryota; Metazoa; Chordata; Mammalia; Rodentia; Sciuridae
Product: zinc finger protein 345-like
Exons: 2
Coding region: 392-2293 (633 amino acids)
Biological process (GO): regulation of transcription by RNA polymerase II
Molecular function (GO): RNA polymerase II cis-regulatory region sequence-specific DNA binding; DNA-binding transcription factor activity
Source: RefSeq, a predicted model, not a curated record
AGGAAUCCCUUUUUGAACAGCCCCCAAAUAUUUGCAUGUUUCAUAUUUUUCUUUUUUUAAUGAAACAGAAGAAAGUUGGUAGAUUUUUAAAAUAUAUUGUGAAGGAGGAAAGACUGUGAAACACAAUUUAUCUUCCACUACUAUAUUACUCUACAUAGGAAUGUACUCAUCUUGGAUACUGUGAACAUUAAGAUGGUUUGCAAAGUUCUCAAAGUAAUUUCCUGAGUACAUUUUUAUUUGAUUUAUAUAUUUCUGCACUAACGAUGGACUUGGAUUUAAUAAUCCACUCCCCUGCUAAUGUUCCUUUAUUGCUGUAAUUUCCUAUGUUUGCAAAAUAUGCUCAGCCCCGUACAGUAAGUAAACAAGAUGUUUAUUUCUAUUUAUUUCAGCCAUGACUUCUCAUCAUCCUCAAGAAAUUUUACCAGAGCAGGGAAUAAAAGAGAGAGAGGGAAGAUAUGGAAAGAGUGACCUUCACUAUUUACAACUAAGAAAACAAUGGGAAAAUAUAGCGAAGACCUGCCAAUGUGAAGAAUGCAACAUACUGAAGAACUUCAUUCAACAUCACAGUGUUCAUACAGGAGAUAUGCCAUGUAAAGAAUGUGAAAAAACUUCAAAUAAAAGCUCCAAUCUUAUUUGUUACCAGUGGACAUACACUGGAGAGAUGCCCCACAUAUGUAAACAAUUUUGCAAAGCUUUCAGUCAAAAACCAAGCCUUAAAAAUCACCAGAGAAUUCAUAUUGGAGAGAAACCCUACAAAUGUAAAGUGUGUGGCAAAAGUUUUAACGCAAACUCACAUCUUGAUCGCCACAACAGGAUUCAUACUGGAGAGAAGCCCUACAAGUGUAAAGAGUGUGGCAAAAGUUUCAGUCAAAAAUCAUCACUUGCUCAUCACCAGCGAAUCCACACUGGAGAGAAGCCCUACAAGUGUAAAGAGUGUGGCAAAGCUUUUAAUAGCAUCUUAUAUCUCUAUUGCCACAACAGGAUUCAUACUGGAGAGAAGCCCUACAAAUGUAAAAUGUGUGGCAAGAGUUUUAAUCGCAUAUCAUCACGUACUCGGCACCAGCGAAUUCACACUGGAGAGAAGCCCUACAGCUGUAAAGUAUGUGGCAAAGCUUUUAAUAGCAUCUCACACCAUAAUUAUCACAAAAGGAUUCAUACUGGAGAGAAGCCUUACAAAUGUACAGAAUGUGGCAGAGCUUUUAAUAGCAUCUCACACCAUAAUUAUCACAAGAGGAUUCAUACUGGAGAAAAGCCCUACAAAUGUGAAGAGUGUGGCAAAAGUUUUAAAACAAACUCACAUCUUAAUAACCACAAGAGGAUUCAUACUGGAGAGAAGCCCUACAAAUGUAAAGUGUGUGACAAGAGUUUUAAUCACAUAUCAUCACUUACUCAGCAUCAGCGAAUCCACACUGGAGAGAAGCCCUACAAAUGUGAAGAGUGUGGCAAAGCUUUUAAUAGUGCCUCACAGCAUAAUUAUCACAAAAGGAUUCAUACUGGAGAGAAGCCUUACAAAUGUAGAGAAUGUGGCAAAGCUUUUAAUAAAUUUUCAAAACUUAGUUGCCACAAGAGGAUUCAUACUGGAGAGAAGCCCUACAAAUGUGAAGAGUGUGGCAAAACUUUUAGUCAAAAAACAUCACUUACUCAGCACCAGCGAAUCCACACUGGAGAGAAGCCCUACAAAUGUGAAGAGUGUGGCAAAACUUUUAGUCAAAAAACACCACUUACUCAGCACCAGCGAAUCCACACUGGAGAGAAGCCCUACAAAUGUAGAGAAUGUGGCAAAGCUUUUAAUAAAUUUUCACAACUUAGUUGCCACAAGAGGAUUCAUACUGGAGAGAAGCCCUACAAAUGUGAAGAGUGUGGCAAAACUUUUAGUCAAAAAACAUCACUUACUCGGCACCAGCGAAUCCACACUGGAGAGAAGCCCUACAAAUGUGAAGAGUGUGGCAAAGCUUUUAAUACCAUCUCACAUCUUAGUUGCCACAAGAGGAUUCAUACUGGAGAGAAGCCCUACAAAUGUAAAGUGUGUGACAAGCGUUUUAAUCAAUCAUCAUCACUUAAUCAGCACCAGCGAAUCCACACUGGAGAGAAGCCCUACAAAUGUGAAGAGUGUGGCAAAGCUUUUAAUACCAUCUCACGUCUUAGUUGCCACAAGAGGAUUCAUACUGGUGAGAAGCCGUACAAAUGUGAAGAAUGUGGCAGGGAUUUUUAUCAAAAAUCAUCACUUACUCAACACCAGAAAACCCAUCCUAGAGAGAAGUCCUAUAAAUGUGAAGAAUGGCAAAGCUUUUAAAAUUGAAGAUCACAUCUUAGUAACAUUAUAGAAUUUAUACUGGAGAGAAGUUUUACAAGGAAAACAUUGCAUCAGUGUCUUUAACGAUGAAUCAACCCUUAUUUCACAGUAGUUCAACACUAUUUCACACCAGAGAGAUGAUAGCACAGAAAUUAUACAAGUGUAAAAUAGGUGUCAGAGUCUCCAACAGUUGUUCACACCCUACUCAACACCUCAGAAUUCAUACAAGUAAGAGGACAUGUGGAAAAAUUUUUUGCAACACUGGAGGAUUUAUACCAUAUAGAAACCCAAAGAAUGUGUACAUGACUGUAUUCAAAUUUCAGACAUUUUUCAGUUUCUUACCUCAUACCUGGAGAAAAUGUGGAAUACCAUUUGUCCAAAGUAUGUACCUUAGAUAACAGCAAAAUAUUUACAAAAACACUUUGACAAGUAUAAAAAUUUGUAGUAAAUUUCUUAGCUAUAGCCCAUCCCUUGAAGUAUUUGGGACCUAGGGGGGAAAAAAUCAUUUAAAUGUAGAAAAUGGGUAAUUGCUUUUGACAUUUGCUGAAAAUUUUCUUAACCUCUUUAGCUGAUAGUGUAGAAAUAAGGAAAUACAAAUACAGAAUAGUGCAUCCCUAAAAGGAUAUAAUUUUACUAUAAAUCAACAAUUACUAAAGAGUCUCAUUUUUCACAGCUGGAGAAAACAAUUCUCAAUGUUGAUUAUUACAGAAGUCUCAAUGUUUAUAUGAAAUUUUAAAUUUUUAGUUUUUAUUUUUGUACUUAAACUUAGGGACACUUAAUCAGUAAACUGCAUCCACAAAUUUUUUUUCAUUUUUAUUUAGAGAUAGGGUUUGCUAAGUUGUUUAGGGCCUCACCAAGGUAUGGAGCCUGGCUUUUAACUUUCAAAGCUUCUCACGUCCCUAGGGUCACAGGCAUGGACCACCAUGCCCGUUUUACAGAGCAUUUUUACUUAAAUUGCAUCCGUAAGGCAAAUAUGUUACUAAAUAAAGUGAUUUUCUUAAUGUUAACCUUGUCAUGCAUUUAAUGACAUUAUUAGGUCACAUACCCCCCAAUAUUCACUUUGCUAAUGGAUCAAAUAUAGCAAAACAUUCUAUUGGGUAAAUAAUUCUAUAUCGUCUCCAUGGAUUAUUUCAUAUGUUUAAUCAACUUUUAUUUGGGGAAUAUUUAUGUAAUUAUAUACUCUGUUUCUAAUUAUGCAAAAAUUAAGGUACAGGAAGGACCUAGGAAUACUAAAACAAUGCCCAGAUAUCCCUAGUUUGAAUUACAACUUUAACAUUUCACCUUGUAGAGUUGCAGUACUCCCUAAGGGAUCUACAAAACUGAAGAGUUAUACAAGCUCCCAAUCAGGGAGAUGAGAAAGACCCAAGAGAGUAGAAGCCAAUGUGCAUAUUCAGGUAGAAAAAGGAGGGUUACAGAAGGGGGAAAUAGUCUCAUUGUUUCCUGGGGAAAAUCCUGGUCCAAAGGCCCAUCCUGAUUUUUGGACUGAAGAAACCUUGCAGUUGCUCAUGAAUUCUAUGAGAGUCAUCACUGAGGAGACUGUACUGACCUCAAAUGUUGGAAAUACAUCACAAUAUAGGACCACCUCUUUAGUCUUGGAUACCCAGUAGAAAAGUGUAACCAGAUACAUGUAAAAUGAUGACUGUAAAAAUAAAAAGACAUACUAUAGGAGCAUUUAUGCCCCCACAUUUUUCAUUUCAUUAUAUAUUUUGAUUUUUGUAGACCGUUUUCGUUCUACUUACUUACAAUGUAAUGUUUGUUAUACUUAUUGGAUUAUACGAUAGAUAGCAUGUGUCAUGGUCUCCCAGACCCCUCUACAACCCAGUAAUUAUAAGAUACUAUAAACUAACCCUGUCCCUCUUCAGAUCUUACAGCUCCAGGAGCCCAUGACACCACAGAGAGAGAAAUACAAUUUUGAUUGAAAUAAACAAGUCCUGUUCAAAAAGUAAAAACACAAUAUUCUCUGCAUGUCUUUGGGUCAAGAAAACACCAUCCAAAAACAUUUCAUUUAACUUUAUGUGGAAAAAUUAAAUAUUGAAAUGAUAAAUUCUAGGAGAAUAAUAUUCACACCAUUCUUUAUUCCAAGAGGUAACUCUCUAGGUUUCAUGCUUAUCUCCACGCCAUGUUAUUUUACACAGAACUGGCUUCAUUUUACAUGUGAGAGUUAACUAUUAUUAGGCCCAGAGGGAAGAUUCAGUACUAGAGGUCUAAGGAAAAUACUAAAGAUCUUCCCUUUGCAUGUGCCUGUAUGAGUCUGCAUAUCCUUUAUGAAACAGGUAAAUAUUGCUGAUUUCUCAAUACAUCUGGCUCUGUGGCUCAAUCAUUGGAACCCCAAUUUAUUUGGUCAUCUCAAGGCUAUCACUCCCUCCUUGGGAUCUUACCUGUUAUUGACAGUGUUCUUCAGGAGAUCACUAGGAGAUGCAAGCCGUUUCUAACUUGUAUUUAUUCAGCCCCACUUUAAAUACAAGUUAGAACAAUAAUUCAGACUCUCACCUGUGGAGAUGAUGCUCUGCCCAGGACUUCCCAGUCAGGACCCUGAAAAGCUGUUUGGGACUUUCCAGUACAUAGGUUCAGUGUUGGGGUUUUCCUAGUCUGACAAUACAGUUGCCUGUGUCUGUUACUAUGAAAGCAAGAGAAAGCAAAAGUAUUACUCAAAGAAACACUGUCUGGUAUGAAGAGAGUGUUGUCCUUAUCUAUUGGACCUGACCUGCCAAGUUGAGCAGCUGCCCACAUACUGAAUGUCACAAACACAUGUAUGUGUUAUCUAAUCAGUAACUAGUGUAUCUUUCAACUGCAUGAUUUUUUAUUGCAUGCGGGAGGAAAUUGAGAAUGCUUUCUUGAGUGCACACAGAACUAUUAAUAGUAUUCAUAACACUGCUAUGUAAUGUUUUCUUUCUAGUAAACUUGUAAGUAUUGUUCUUGUGCUGCUUUGUAAAACAAAUAGAAAAGAGUUGCAAACCAAAAAUUUUGUGAUAAUAGAUAGUUGCACAGACUGACUUGGGCAACUCUAUUUACCAAUGUUUGUUAUUUUGUAUGGGCUCAAGGUACUUUUAUUUAACCUUAAUGACAUUAGCAUUUAUUGAAGAGUUUUUAACUCACAAAACUUCUCUGUAUACAAAUUUUCCGUCAUCAUUUUUAAAAUUUCUUAUUCUUUUUAGGUAUACAUGACAGUAGAGCAAAUUUUGACAUAUUACACAUACAUGGAGUAAAACUUAUUUUAGUUAGCAUUCUAUUCUUGAGCUGUACAUGGUGUGAACCUUCACUGGUGGUGUGUUUGUAUGUAAACAUAGAAAAGUUGUUUCUGAUUCAUUCUACUGUCAUUUCUAUUUCCCUUUUCUUCCCUUCAUUCCAACUUUGUCUAAUCUAGUGAAUUUCUAUUCUCUCCCCCACCGUUGUUGAGUGGUUUAACAUCCAUAUAUAUGUAUAUAUUAUAUUAUAUGUAAUGUCUGUUUCAUUCUACUAUCCUUCCUAUCCCCAUAUCCCCUCCCCUCCCUGCACUCCUCUCUACUUAUUCUAUAGUAACUAUUCUUCCCCACCCCUCAUUGUGAGUUAGCAUCCACUUAUCAGAGAAAACAUUUGGCGUGUGUGUUGGCUUAUUUCACUUAGCAUGAUAUUCUCCAACUCCAUCCAUUUACCACCAAAUGCCAUAGUUUCAUUCAUCUUUAAGGUUAAAUAAUAUUCCCUUGGUGGGGGGAAUAUAUAUAAUCACAUUUUGUUAUCCAUUCAUCUGUUGAAGGAAACCUAGGUUGGUUCUAGGGUUUAGCUGUUGUGAAUUGUGCUGCUAUAAACCUUGGUGUGGCUGUGUCCCUGUUGUAUGCUGUUUUUAAGUCCUUUGGGUAUAGUCCGAGGACAGGGAUAGCUGGGACAAAUGGUGGUUCCAUUCUGGUUUUGCAAGGAGUCUCCAUACUGCUUUCCAUGGUGGUUGCACAAAUUUGCAGUCAGUCCCAUGAGUAAUGUGUGAGUGUUCCUUUUCCCCCACAUCCUCACCAACAUUUAUUGUUGCCUGUAUUAAUCUUUGCCAUUCUGACUAAAGUGAGAUAAAAAAUUAAAGUAAUUUUGAUUUACAUUUUCCUAAUUGCUAGAUGUGUUGAACAUUUUUUCAUGUACUUGUUAAUGGAUUAUAUUUCUUCCUGAGAAGUGUCUGUUCAGUUACUUAGCCCAUUUGUUAAUUCAAACAACAACAAAAAACCAAUUAAGUUUUGAGUUCUUUAGAGAUUAAUGCUUUAUCUGAGGUAUAUGUGGUAUAGAUUUUACACAAAUCUGUAGGUUCUCUCUUCACAUUAUUGUUUCUUUUGCCGAGAAGCAGCUUUUUAGGUUGAAUCUAUCCCAUUUAUUGAUUCUUGAUUUUUAAUUCUUGUGCUGUAGGGGUCCUGUUAUGGAUGUCAGAUUAUGGCUUAAUAUUUACCUCAGAUUUUUAAAUGGCAUCCCAAUUUCUUGAAUGUUUCACUUUUAUUGUUUCUCUUACUAUCUUGCCUUAUAGAUCUACAUGUUCUAAAGGGUCAUGAAAUGAUCUAGCUUGACAUGCAUGAUUUUCUGAUGACUGUUAUUUUUCAAUAAGUAGAUAUAUAUUUCAAACAAUCUGAAGCUACAAUUUCAGACUCUUUAAUUAAAGCACAUACAUGCCUUGUGUAGGAAAUAUUCCAUCAGUAGAUCAACAUCAAAUCUAUUAUAUAUAUAAAAAUAUAUAAAAGUCUGAUUUCAAAUGCAUGCACAUCCACUCCAGAGCUUGGCCCAGAACACUUACUCUAUAUUAGUUCUACAUUUUAGAACCUCCGUGAAAGCUGUUAUAAAUCCAAAGCCCGAAACACUCCCCAUUCUUUUUUUUUUUUAUGGGGGACAAUGAAGUUUGAACUCAGGGACACUCAACCACUGAGCCACAUCCCUCGCCCUAUUUUAUGUAGAGAUAGGAUCUCACUGAGCUGCUUAGUAAAUCUCUUUCACUGAGGCUGGCUCUGAACUCAUCAUCCUCCUUCCUCAGCCUUCCAAGCUGCUGAGAUUACAGGCAUGUGCCACCAUGCCUAGCUCCUAAGAGAGCCUUCCUUAACUGAUUGGAACCCACUUGUUCAGUGUAUUGUGGCCUAAUCCUCACAAUUAGAGAUGAAAUUAUUUUCCUCUUUAUUAAAAAUCAGGGCAACUUACACAAAGAGAUUGGAUUCAACAGCGCCUAGUUAGGGGUCCACAUUACAAUAAAGGUGUGGUCUGCAAUUCUCCUCCUCUCCAAAGAGAGCUCUUCUUGGCUCCACAAAGUUAGGAGUAUUCACCAACCCUCUGCCAUGCUCAUUCCAGAAGCCUCCCAGGAGGCGAGUGUAUAUGAGGGACAGUAUUUCAGGUGGCACCUUGAUGAUCAUUGGGCCAUGCCAUGGAUUAAGGCAGAGCCCAUGUCAGAGGCUCAAAACUUUCAUGUGGCUGGUCCAGGAUAGGGGCUGCCUGAGGGGAUACUUUUCCUCCGCCCUUGAUGUGUCUUGCCUAACUGUGUGUAUACUGAAAUACUUGUUCAACGACUUGCACUCUUCCUAUUUUAUGUUUCCCUCUCAUGUGGUUUUGGAGUUCUCAUGCUUUGGCAAUUAUUGUGACUUUUGUCUUCAGUUUUACAACAUCCUUCAGCCCAUCCAUGUGGAAUUUCUGUCUGUGGAUAUUAGUUUUCAUUUUAUAUAUUUCCAUUUAGUCCAAAUUUCCAGUUACCUCUAGAAAGAACAAAUGUUUGAUUCAUUAUCAUGCCUGUACUAACCCUUCACAUGUUGAUAAUGGUGGUGAUUAAGAACUAUCUUCUUAUUUCUACAACUGGAACAUCUUCCAUCGCAAUAUCAGUCAGGAAAACAGACCCUCCUGUAGGAACAUUUUGGUUUCCCCCUAAUGAGAGCUUGGGGUCUGUAGAGAAGUGCAUGGGCUCUCUCGUACCCUGAGGAGGUCCACAGAACAGAGUAGAGGAGAGUGUGGCUGUGGAGUCUCUAAUCAAGACCUCCAGACACCAAGCAGGAAGCAGGUCUGAUUUUAUUGUGCAGUUACCAUGUAUAUGUACUCAGGCAGUGCCUAAGCAAAAUAUAGGCAACCACCAAUGCAAUGUCUGCUAACAGUCCUUGCAGUGAACAAUCAAGGAGUGGGACUGCAACACAUGGCCUCGUGCCCAGAGCUGUGCCGAUGGGGUAAGCAGUUUGCCACUCACACGCCUAGCAUGGGGAGUGGCCUGCCAUGCAGACACCCUUAACCUAUGCCCUGUAUGCAGUACUCCAUGCACUCGUCCCCACAGAGAAGCACUUCUGAGGCUUUCUUUCUUGACUUUAAAGAACAAUUUCUCUUCUAGUGGCCUUUCUCAGGACAUAUUUAAAAUAAUAGUAAUAUAAAUACCAUAGAUGUAAGUGUGAACCCUGAGCUGUAUUUUCAAACCCUGACAAUUUACAAAAGCAACCCACGGAUCUCACCUCUACUUCUCACAAAGAGCUGCCAUUCAUUCAGUCAUGUCUUGCCUAGGGUUUGCUCAUCAUGUUACUGGAGGGUGUGUGUUGAAGCAGAGGUGCUGGGUGAUGGUGUUGCCCUCUCUGAGGUGGCAGUCAUUUCUUCCUAGUGCUCUUCAUAGAUUCCCAGCACACAAAGAGCCACAGGUCAGAGGUUUCUGCCGAGGCUGACAUCAGUCCCAAUCCUACUUGCUUGAAGCAAGUCCAGUCUCAAUUCUCCAUCUCCCUUUUGUCUGUUUUUAUGUUACCGAAUACCAAGGGGACAUGGGGAGGGUUGGCAGUAGUGGUGAAGCUGAGCUCUGUGAUGAGGACAACCGCAAGCUGUAAGUGUGCACUUGAGUUGAUAAGGGUUGAGGAAAUAGGAUCUGUCACCCCUAUGAGCAGGAUGGUGCUCACAGUGCAUACGGGAGAAGAGAUGUUUCUUCCUCUCACUUUCACCCUAGAAUGUGCCCACCCAGAGGAUCCAAAUAACCCUAACAUGCAGCAGGGUGUCCUUCUCCUGUAAUUCUCUCUACAUCUGUCCUGACCACCAGCUCGUGUCCACUGCCUGAGCAGUCCUCACUAGAUGGUUGCAACACAGAUGAUGGUGCAUGUAUCACACAGCCUCCCCUGACUUUAGUGACAGCACCAUAUCUAACAUGACUCCUUCCUGGAUCCAGAUACUAGAGGGAGUCUUUACUAUCAGCUCUAACAAACAAAACUUCUGAUUUUUUUUUUUGAAAAUUUCUUUUUCAUGUGUGAUCUGUUUUUUCUCAUCUCCUCACUUGGCCUUUUCUUCCUCUUACCAUAUGUGAAUUCUUCAAAUGUAAUCAAUGUCGGAAAUCUGUUUGAUUCCCUGUGAUUUACACAUCCUUCCACACAGAAUGCCCAAUCAAGCUGGGAGGCAGCUUGAUUUCUCCAGUGCAUAAAGGACAUGAGUGCCCAGUACGAUAGGGCAUUCCUGGACCAAGCUGGAAGCAUCACUCCAUAGACCCUUGUUUGAGGGGUGUUUCUCAGAUUACCUCCCUGAUAUCAGAGAGCUUGUGUUAUGUCUCAUGAUCUCCUGG